Molecule: messenger RNA, 2235 nt
Organism: Rhagoletis pomonella (apple maggot)
Lineage: Eukaryota; Metazoa; Arthropoda; Insecta; Diptera; Tephritidae
Product: sodium-dependent nutrient amino acid transporter 1-like
Exons: 11
Coding region: 1-1914 (637 amino acids)
Biological process (GO): sodium ion transmembrane transport
Cellular component (GO): membrane
Molecular function (GO): L-amino acid transmembrane transporter activity
Source: RefSeq, a predicted model, not a curated record
AUGUCAUCAAACACCACCUGCAAUGACCACAAUUCACCUGCCUUUCAUGAUUAUACGAACACCGGAUACGACUUACCUGAACUGACACUUAAAAAUUUUGAUACCUUUUUAAAGGACAGGAUACCUGACUCCGCUAAGGGAUUGGAUGGAUUAUCCUACCACAUGAUUAAUAAUGUGCAAGAGACUGAAAAGGAUGCACUCUUCCGAUUAUUGAAAAAUAUUUGGAUUGAGGGGAAAAUACCGGAGGAUAGGAGGCACAUUAAAAUCGUACCAAUAUUGAAGCCCAAUAAAGACCCAUCUACAACGGAGAGCAAACCAAUGUACUACAUGGAAGCGCUUUUGGGUCAGUUUUCCAGUAAAAGUUCUGUAAAAAUAUGGGCAGCCUGCCCAGUAUUUUUGGGUGUGGGCAUCGGACAAUCAUUCGCGACGCUAGCAGUUUUAACAUAUUACUCAGCCUUGAUAGCUCUUACUGUUUAUUAUUUUAUUGCAUCAUUUCAAUCGCCAUUACCGUGGGCACUUUGUAGGGAUGAAUGGGGAGCAAAUUGCGUAAGCUCCAGUGUUUUAAAUAAUGAAGAUAACAAUCAGACCGAAAGGUUGCAAAGCAGUUCUGAGCUGUAUUUCAGUAAAACUGUGCUUAGAGAACUUGAGGACAUAUCCGACGGCAUUGGAGUACCUAGUUGGCGGCUAACAUUAACUCUCUUGUUUGCUUGGAUCGUCACUUAUUUCAUUAUCAUUAAAGGAAUCCGAAGUUUGGGGAAAGUCGCAUAUUUUCUGGCAAUAUUCCCUUACGUAGUAUUAAUUACGUUACUUAUAAGGUCAGUCACAUUGGAGGGAGCCGGAGAUGGCAUUAUAUUUUUCCUAAAACCUGAAUGGGAUAAGUUAUUAUAUAUUAAGGUAUGGAAGGAAGCUGUUGUGCAGUGUUUCUUUUCUUUGGCUCUUUGCUUUGGCCCGAUUGCGACAUUUUCAUCGCAUAACCGUUUUCGGUAUAAUGUUUACCGAGAUUCUAUGAUAGUAACCACUUUGGACACUUUUACGUCUUUAUUGGCUGGAAUUACUAUCUUCGGGAUUUUAGGAAACCUGGCGCUCAACUUAAAUGCUGACAACAUUAGUGAAGUAGUACGUAGUGGCACUGGAUUGGCCUUUAUAUCAUAUCCCGACGCUAUUGCCCAGUUUCAGUUUGUACCUCAGCUCUUUUCGGUGUUAUUCUUUUUCAUGCUCUUUGUCCUGGGAAUCGGAACCUUAGCAGCACUGCAAAGUACAGUCGUUACAAUUCUUUGCGAUCAGUUUAAGUUGAAAAAAUUCUGGUUGGUUUCGUUGGCUGUAACAAUAAUAGGAUUUGGCGUCGGCAUAACGUAUGUGACCCCGGGUGGACAAUGGAUUUUAAAUCUUGUGGACUAUUUUGCUGGAACUUUUAUUGUAUUCUCUCUCUCAGUUUUUGAAGUUAUCGGCAUUACUUGGUUCUAUGGGCUUCGCAACUUUUGUGAUGACGUGGAAUUCAUGACCAACCGUAAAGUAUCAAUUUACUGGCGCCUUUGUUGGGGUAUAAUAACUCCAAUACUUUUGGCGGUAAUAUUUAUUUAUUCCCUUGUGGUUAUGGAACCGUUAACUUAUGCAACAUGGUCAUAUCCUACUUCUGUUGAAAUUUCUGGUUGGGUGUUACUUGUGAUAGGCUUUCUCCAAUUUCCCCUAUGGGGUGUUUGGUAUUUAUCUACACACAAAGAUAUCUCUUUUGGAAAGACAAUCAAAAAGGGCGUAACACCUAGUCCAAAGUGGGGUCCGGCAGAUCCAAAGAUACACGCAGAAUGGCUACUGCACAAGCAGCGCUUGGGUUAUUUACGCGAAGAAGAGCGCACCAAAAAGGGACUGAGCAACUUUAGGCAGAACUUUUAUUACCUGCUCGGUAUUUCUAAGUAAGGUUAGACUAAGGUCAUAUGUAUUUUGAAUUUUUUCAUUCAUUCUAACUUAAAGAUAUACAUACAUACAAUACUUACGUAUGUAUUAUCGUCCAUAUAGUAGUUUGUAUGGGGAUCUAUUUUUAUGCUUUUGUCAAGUACUUUGUACAAAGAAGUCAUGUAUGCUUAAUCUCACCUAAUUAGAAUUUAACUACUGUGAAAUAAGUAAGUGGUUUUAAUUACGCAGUAGCAAUAAAAGUCAACUUGAAAGAAUUGCAGAACCGACAAAGCUGGUAAGUAAUCUUUAUAGUACUCAUAAAUUCAGAACUUUACGCAUGGUAAU